This is a messenger RNA of Cucurbitaria berberidis CBS 394.84, 1098 nucleotides long. RefSeq lists its product as uncharacterized. Lineage: Eukaryota; Fungi; Ascomycota; Dothideomycetes; Pleosporales; Cucurbitariaceae. The transcript is spliced from 2 exons. The record is from RefSeq and is a predicted model, not a curated record. Gene Ontology annotation, cellular component: Ino80 complex; nucleus. Gene Ontology annotation, biological process: chromatin remodeling. The coding region runs from base 1 to 1098 and encodes 365 amino acids.
AUGGCCUCCGAGGCGCCGCCGCCACAGGCUGAGACGCAGCUCCAGGACACCCCCCAUGCAGAUGCAAGCGCAGAUGCGACACAGAAGCCGCAGGUCAAGCGGUCGUGGAGACGUAAAUACCGCAAGAUGCGCAUCCAGUUCGACAAUGCCAUGACCGAAAGCAAUAGCCUCAUAUCGCAGGAGUGGAAGGCCAUGGGCACAGCGCGCCGCCUGCAAGAGACCAACGACCAGCUCCUCGACGCGCUCCUCGACUUCAACGACCAGACACGCGUCAACGCCCGCCUGCGCUACGACUUGCGCCAACUCUCCGCUGCUGAUACUGCUGUGCCAUCCCUCGAAGCAGGCCCGGGUCCCGACUUCAUACAGCAACAGCUACGAGAGCUGCGUGAUGACGUUGCGGCAGGCACCAUCACGGCAGAACAGUACGCACAAAAGGCCGACCAACUACACAGCUCGCAGGCGAUACAACACGCCCUAAAGUCCCUCGCCAGUCUCGAAGCCAAGGUCCCUCACACAACGCGCGACGACUUGCCAGAGCAGCCUAUCGAGGGCAUAGACCUCAGCGAACACGCGCCAGGCUACAUGUCCCCUGUGCACGAAGAAGAGUAUCUCCUCGCCAUGGACCAGGUUCUCGCAGAACCCGGCUUCGACCUCGCCCUCCAACAGGGGCGCCCGCUCCGCCUCCCAUCUGCCCAACCGCCGCUCGGCGAAAAAGACCUCACAGUGCGCAACCCAGAUAGUGUCUACAAUUGGCUUCGCAAACACCAACCACAGGUCUUCUUGCAAGACAAGGAUGCUGCACACCACGAGAACAUGUCUGAGAAGUCGGCUGCUAAGCCUGGUAACACCGGUGGACGCAAGGUGAAGCGGGAGUCUGCCGUGGGGGGUACACCUGGACCGCGAGAUCACGAGGACGAGGACUCUGCUGCACCAGAGACGGGCAAGGGCCGUCGGAAGACCAUUGGAGAUGAUGACACCGCAUACCGGCCCAAGGGAGGUACCAGUCGGCCCACAAAGCGUAAGCGGGAAGAAGGCGACACACCCGUGGUCAAGGGUGGGAGGAAGAAAAACCGAGCGAGUACAGGCGUUGCUAGCUGA